AUGGGCACUGGAAUCAGGGAGAACUUGUUUUUGUUUUUGUAUCCCAGGAGCGGCGUGAAGGCCUGCGAGACAAUGGUCUCAGUGACUAUGGCCACUUCUGAGUGGAUCCAGUUCUUUAAGGAAGCCGGCAUUCCUCCAGGACCUGCUGUCAAUUAUGCCGUGAUGUUUGUGGAUAAUAGAAUCCAGAAGAGCAUGCUGCUGGACCUCAACAAGGAGAUCAUGAACGAGCUGGGCGUGACCGUGGUGGGCGACAUCAUUGCCAUCCUCAAGCAUGCCAAGGUGGUGCACCGCCAGGACAUGUGUAAAGCUGCCACUGAGUCGGUGCCCUGCAGUCCCAGCCCUCUCCCAGGCGAGAUUCGUCGAGGUGCCUCUAGCGCUGCCUCCCGAAUGAUCACCAACAGCCUGAACCGAGACUCUCCACCCGGCACUCCCCCCAGGCGGCCAGACACCAGCACCUCCAAGAUCUCUGUCACCGUGUCCAACAAGAUGGCAGCAAAGAGUGCCAAGGCUGCCGCCCUGGCACGCCGAGAGGAGGAGAGCCUGAGUGUUCCCACCAAGCGGCGCCGGGUCACGGCCGAGAUGGAGGGGAAGUACAUUAUCAACAUGCCCAAAGGCACCACCCCCCGGACCCGGAAGAUCCUGGAGCAGCAGCAGGCAGCGAAAGGUCUCCACAGGACAUCUGUGUUUGACCGCCUCGGCGCUGAGACCAAGGCAGACACCACAACGGGGAAUAAACCCACCGGAGUCUUCAGCCGCCUGGGGGCCACCCCCGAGACAGACGAGGACCUGGCCUGGGACAGUGACAACGACAGCAGCAGCAGCUCUGUCCUACAGUACGCCGGGGUCCUGAAGAAGCUGGGCCGCGCCCCCGCCAAGGCCAGCCCACAGCCCGCACUGCCUGUCAAAGCCAAGGCAACGAGCUCAGCGCCAGCCGCUGCCGCCCCCACGCUGCGGCGCCUGGCUCUCUCCUCGCGCCCGGCGCCCGAGAGGAAGCCGGAGGCCCUGUCCAAAGUCAGCAUCAUCCAGAGACUGGGCAAGCCCGCCCUCGUGCCCGAGGCCCAGGACAGCCAGGUCACCAGCACCAAGAGUAAGUCCUCCGCUGAGGUCAAGGUCACCAUUAAGAGGACUCUGGUGGGGCCCCGGGGGAGCAGCUCCAGCGAGGGCCUGGGUGCCCAGAUGGACCACGCGGGCACCGUGAGCGUAUUCAAAAGACUGGGCCGGAGGACCUUCUAG
Messenger RNA from Rangifer tarandus platyrhynchus (Svalbard reindeer), 1233 nucleotides. NCBI's taxonomy places the organism in Eukaryota, Metazoa, Chordata, Mammalia, Artiodactyla, Cervidae. The record is from the annotation of a GenBank genome assembly.